Molecule: messenger RNA, 1142 nt
Organism: Pundamilia nyererei
Lineage: Eukaryota; Metazoa; Chordata; Actinopteri; Cichliformes; Cichlidae
Gene: c9h13orf42
Product: chromosome 9 C13orf42 homolog
Exons: 3
Coding region: 259-1068 (269 amino acids)
Source: RefSeq, a predicted model, not a curated record
UUAAGGACAUGCUGAGAUCAGGUUAGACACCUGUCUCACGUCUGCUCUUGUAGCACAACAAGGUAGCAGUUUGGCAAUUUCAGCACCCUGGACAGCUUCUGGUCCCGUUGAACAGCUCCAGCAAAGAUGUGAUAAGGACUCCCAUAAAGGACAACAACUGUUUUUUGUUGGUUUGUACUUUUUUUGUAUAUGGAUAAAUGGUGUGCAAAGGGGAACUGGAGAGCAGGUCUGUCAACAUGACAUACUGUCCUUAGAGGAAUGUUCAGAAAGAUCAAUAAUGUGUUCCGUCCCAACCAUCAUGGACAGAGAGGUCGUGAUGGUGGUGGUGGUAGUGGGUGUCGGGAAGAGCAGGACUACCACAACGCUUGCACUGUCAGGCUAGUGCGCAGCACCUCCAUGCUCGUUGUAGGAGAGAAAACUCAGGCAGCCGCGGGCUCGACUUUAAAACGGAGCAAAAGCACAGUGAGCAUCGAGUCGACCUUGUACUAUUAUCAGAGACAAGAGGACAGGAUAUGGCUGUACUCACAGAAUCAGAACUGCCUUGAAUACCUGGAAGCGCUUGUGGCUCUGAGGAGGCAGUACAUGAAGAGUGUGAGCGACUUGAAGGGUACAGACGCAAAGGCCACAGUUUCUUCCAAGAAGAAGCCUGCGCCCUCGCCGCCUAAAAAGGAGGGACCGAUAUCAAGAGCCAAACCCUCAGCACCCCCAGUUCCAACUGAGGACGACACUUUGCAGUUCUUUGAUGCGGUCAUUGCCAGCUGUGACAGCGAACCUCUGCGCAAGCCAUACAAGGAUGAUGGGCACGCAGACGUGGAUUUUAUUGUGGCCUCCAGCUCGGCCGAACAUGACCUCCACUCUAACUGGGUCUUGCGAGUUCCUCGAGUCUCAGAUGCUUCGGACCAGACAGCAGUUCCUGACUGUGCCAACGAAAGGAUCCCCACGAAGAAGAAACAGAGCGGGUCCACGAGCAGCAGGCUGCGACUUCAGAGAAACCCGAUCCACCUGCCCAAAGUGGUGGAGAGCGCAUUCCAGACACUGCGCUUCAAGCCCAAAUUAAAGAAGCAAUGAAGCUUAGUGGACAUUGAAAUCAGUAGCACUGCCACACUGAUCAUUUGACACCAGUAAAAUAAAUAAAUAAAGCU